Messenger RNA from Cryptotermes secundus, 976 nucleotides. RefSeq names its product transmembrane protein 70 homolog, mitochondrial. The transcript has 2 exons. The record is from RefSeq and is a predicted model, not a curated record. Bases 114 to 797 code for a protein of 227 amino acids. NCBI's taxonomy places the organism in Eukaryota, Metazoa, Arthropoda, Insecta, Blattodea, Kalotermitidae. Gene Ontology annotation, biological process: mitochondrial proton-transporting ATP synthase complex assembly. Gene Ontology annotation, cellular component: mitochondrial membrane.
GUACUUCUGUAAAGUUUGUGGUGUCGGAGGCUGUUCUGCACGAAGUUGAUAUGGAUGAAACUGUUCUUAGAGUACUUUCUUUUCAGUAUUAGUUGCUGUUGUAAAUUAACGCCAUGUUUCUAAGUAAACUGUGUGUUACCACAUCCCAUGUGGAUAAAACGUUGAAGCUAUUUUUGGCACGUAAAACGAACUGGACUGCAAUUUGUAGUUUUGCGGACCAAUGCAAAGCAUCAGUACAGUUAACGGCAAAAUGUCAUUACGGAUUUAGUACGACCGAUAGUAGCAGAAAUAUUCAAGUGUACUAUGGAAAUUUAACGCCCCAGAUUCGUGCAGUGAAAAUUUUCUCAUUAGUAUCCAGUGUAGCUGGUCUGGCGUCGCAACCUAUUCUCGUACAUCAAAUUCCAAACUUCGGAACUCCAGUUGUAGUAGCCCUCUUUGGUUUUGUCGGUUUCUUUACCUUCGUCACUCCAUUCUUACUCCAUAUGAUUACAAAGAAAUAUGUUACUCAUAUAUACUUCAAUUCUGAUACUGAAAUGUAUUCUGCAGUUCGCUUAAAUUUCUUCCUGAGAGAAAAGACGAUUACCUUCAUGCCAGAUGAGGUUAUUGUGCCAGAUGUGCCUGGAUUGUUUACCUCUUUCCAAGUUAAGGGAUCACCUUUAUUUGUGGAUCCACGGCUCUUUGUUGAUCCUGGACAUUACACAAGGAUAAUGGGCUACGACAAACCAAUAGAUUUUAAGGUGAAUGACGUCUCAGCGGAGAACAUGAAAUCUACAGGAAAGAAAGAUACUGCUCAAUAGGAGCUGCCUGCAUCAUUCUGUGUCAUCCUGCAAGAAACUGUAACAAAUAGGUUGGGCUGACUAUUAAAUGCAACAUUCUGACUGUUUUAAAACAUUUAUUUUGCAGCAUAUUUUCAUUAUGUAUAACAGAUCUAUGUAAAGAUAGCCUGUAAAUAUAUACAAGUAAACAAUUACAUGAC